This is a messenger RNA of Ctenopharyngodon idella (grass carp), 1166 nucleotides long. It is a transcript of the gene akr1a1a, whose product is annotated as aldo-keto reductase family 1, member A1a (aldehyde reductase). Gene Ontology annotation, molecular function: aldose reductase (NADPH) activity. The transcript has 9 exons. Gene Ontology annotation, biological process: aldehyde catabolic process. Lineage: Eukaryota; Metazoa; Chordata; Actinopteri; Cypriniformes; Xenocyprididae. Gene Ontology annotation, cellular component: cytosol. The coding region runs from base 86 to 1060 and encodes 324 amino acids. The record is from RefSeq and is a predicted model, not a curated record.
AAGACUUUGACCUUAGUGUAUAAAACUCUGUAACUGUGUCAGUCUAAUUCUGCAUACUGGAAAGAAAAUUGGCUCUAAUAAAACCAUGACAGAAACAAUCACUCUCUCCACGGGUCAGAAGAUGCCAUUAGUGGGCCUAGGAACAUGGAAAAGUGCCCCAGGACAGGUGAAGCAGGCUGUUUUAGCAGCUUUAGACUGUGGCUACAGACACAUUGACUGCGCAGCGGCUUACGGCAAUGAGCGAGAGGUCGGAGAGGCCUUGACUGAACGACUUGGACCUGGAAAAUCCCUGAGACGAGAAGACAUUUUUGUGACCUCCAAGUUGUGGAACACCAAGCACCAUCCAGAUGAUGUCGAGGAGGCCUGCAAAAGGUCUUUGUCAGAUCUGAAGCUCUGUUAUCUGGACCUGUAUCUCAUGCACUGGCCAAUGGCCUUUGAGAGAGGAGAUGAGCUGAUGCCCAGGCAUCCUGAUGGCACUAUUAGGUAUGAUGACACUCACUACAGAGACACAUGGGCAGCCAUGGAAAAACUGGUGGACCAAGGGCUGGUAAAAGCCAUUGGCUUGUCAAACUUCAAUGCCAGACAGAUUGAUGACAUUCUCAGUGUUGCUAAACACAAGCCAGUGGUCAACCAGGUGGAGUGCCACCCAUACCUGGUUCAGACUAAGCUGAUAUCUCACUGUUGGAGUCGAGGGCUGACAGUAACAGCGUACAGUCCUCUGGGUUCACCUGAUCGUCCAUGGGUUACACCUGGACAAGUCCGUCUGCUGGAUGACCCAAGAGUGGUCAGUAUGGCCAAGCACUAUAACAAGAGCCCUGCUCAGGUCAUCAACAGAUGGCACAUACAGAGGGGUGUCGUUUGCAUCCCCAAAAGCGUCACUCCAUCCAGGAUCAAACAGAACAUUGAGGUGUUUGAUUUUAAAUUAUCUGAUGAAGACAUGAGGCUCAUCAAAUCCUUCAACAGGAACGAAAGGCUUAUUGUUCCAACUAUAAUGAAAGAUGUACAAAAGGUUUGGAGAGAUGCAGGACACCCUCACUUUCCCUUCAGUGAUCCAUAUUAAUAAAAUGCAGUGGAACAAUGUUAUGUUAAGCAUUAAACAUAAGAUCUGAAGUUGACAUGUUUUCAAUUUUUAAGCUACUCAUUUAAAUAAACUGCAUUCAGAUCUC